Messenger RNA from Neoarius graeffei (lesser salmon catfish), 6222 nucleotides. RefSeq names its product RB1-inducible coiled-coil 1 (gene rb1cc1). The coding region runs from base 475 to 5325 and encodes 1616 amino acids. Gene Ontology annotation, cellular component: phagophore assembly site membrane; Atg1/ULK1 kinase complex; extrinsic component of membrane. NCBI's taxonomy places the organism in Eukaryota, Metazoa, Chordata, Actinopteri, Siluriformes, Ariidae. The record is from RefSeq and is a predicted model, not a curated record. The transcript has 23 exons. Gene Ontology annotation, biological process: autophagy of mitochondrion; glycophagy; autophagosome assembly. Gene Ontology annotation, molecular function: protein kinase binding; molecular adaptor activity.
UAGCCGCUUUAUCAGAAUCGGAAUCAGAACCAACGCUGAGGUUUAAGAAUUGGAACUUGACAAAACCAAGCUUAAUGGUGUCGAGAGAAGCUCAUCUCUCUCUCUAAAAAAAAAAAAGUAUUGUCAGUCUAUUUUACUGCCGUUAUUUGUCGCUAAUAUAUAAUUUUAAUCUGUGUUGACGAGGAAAGCUUUCAGUGAUGAAAGCGAGUGCUUGCUAACUUAUUGUCUCAGCUAUUGAUGGUUUACUUUUCCAGGAUACUCGCUGUUUGUUUGAGAUUUUAAAACAAACUGCCUGGUUUUGUUCGAUAAAUUGUUGAAAUAGUGAAGUAAACAGUUGUCAGCAGUCCGAAUUAUUCACUUGAACGGCGAACAACAACAUGACUCAGCCUGAAAUAGUCCCUCUGUGCUGCUUGGUGAGCACCGCAGACUAGAUGAAGGAGCCAGACCAAGUGGAAGCUGAGUGGAGAAUUCACCAUGAAGUUGUACGUGUUCCAGGUCAAUAACGGGAGCACGUUGACGUUCGACACCGAACUCGCGGUGCAAACUGUUCUGGACCUCAAACAUGCAAUCCAGGCCAAGUACAAGAUCGCCACUCAGCAUCAGGUGCUGGUGGUUAAUGGUGGCGAGUGUAUGGUGGCUGAGAGGAGGGUGUGUAGCUACAGUGCCGGCACGGAUACGAACCCCAUCUUCUUGUUCAACAAAGAGAUGAUCUUGUGUGACCGUGCGCCGACGAUCCCCAAAACCACCUUCUCCAUCGAGAACGAGAUGGAGAUGAAGGUCGAGGAGUCCCUCAUGAUGCCGGCCGUGUUUCACACCGUGGCUUCGCGGACGCAGCUCGCCGUGGAAAUGUUUGAAGUUGCCAAGAAGCUGUGCUCUUUCUGUGAACGCCUGGUCCAUGACGAACACCUUCAGCACCAGGGCUGGGCUGCGAUCAUGGCCAACCUGGAUGACUGCACCACAUCUUAUCAGAAGCUGCUGUCGAAAUUCGACAUCGCGUACACUAAUUACCAGCAGGAUUUCGAAGACAUCAAACUGAAGCUAACCAAGCUCGGGACGGCCGUCUCGGUCAUGGCUAAAAUCCCUCUGCUGGAGUGCCUGACCCGCCACAGCUACAGAGAGAGCCUGGAGAAAUCCUCCUCCCCACAGCCCCGAACCCGGAACGAGCCUGACGACGACGACGACGAUGAUGAAGAAGAAGAAGAAGAAGGAGGAGGCCAGUCGGCCAUCUUGUGCCCUACAGAUGUCCAGCAGAAGCAGAAAUCUCCCGCGGAGCAGGACAGAGCCGGGAGGAGCAGCAGCGGGCUGCAGGAGGCGCUGGAGGAAGAAAAGGAGCAGGAGGAGACGGAAAAAACGGACGCUCCUUCGUUUAACGUCACGCUGCUGGACUGGAUCAACGUACAGGACCGACCCAAUGACGUCGAGGCUGUCGUGAGGAAGUGCUUCGACUCCAUUAACAGACUCGAUCCGCGGAUUAUUCAGCCGUUUCUGAUCGAGUGCCGGGACACUAUUACCAAACUGGAUAAUCAAAACAUGAAGGCCAUAAAGGGACUCGAAGACAGAUUGUAUGCGCUCGACCAGAUGAUUGCCAGCUGCAAAAAGCUCGUGAACGAACAGAAGGAGCUCGCUCAGGGAUUUUUAGCCAAUCAGAUGAGGGCUGAAAACCUGAAGGACAACUCAGUGCUGCCGGACCUGUGUCUGAGUCACGCCAAUCAGCUCAUGAUCAUGCUGACCAACCACAGGAAGCUGCUGGACAUAAAGCAGAAAUGCACAACUGCGAAACAGGAACUAGCCAACAAUCUGCAAGUCCGUCUCAAAUGGUGCUGCUACGUGAUGUUGCACGCUGAUCAGGAUGGCGAGAAGCUGCAAGCGCUGCUGCGCCUCCUGACCGAGCUGCUGGAGCGAGUGCGUGUGGUCGAGGCCCUCAGCACUGUCCCGCAGAUGUACUGCCUGGCCGUGGUGGAGGUGGUGCGCCGGAAAAUGUUCAUUAAACACUACAGAGAGUGGGCCAGUGCCCUGGUAAAAGAUGGGAAAAACCUCUAUGAGGCAGAGAAGGCCAAAAGGGAGACGUUCGGCAAGCUCUUCAGAAAGUCGUUCCUCAGAAAUCGUUUGUUUCGAGGACUUGACUCAUGGCCUCCCUCGUCAUUUUGCACAAGAAAGCCUCGCAAGUUUGACUUUGAACUUCCGGAUAUUUCCCUGAAUGACUUGCAGUAUCUGAAGAGCUGCUGUCCUGCUGAAGUGCAACCUUUUCUCAGGGUUCCAUCACUAUGUGAUUUUGAGCCGCUAAACCAUCACACAGAAGCUCUUCGUCAGCUCGUCCAAGCAGCUCAGAGCGUGGACGAGAUGUCUCAAACCAUCACAGACUUACUGAGUGAACUGAAGGUUUCUGGGAACCAGAGUGCACAGAGACUAAGCUCGGAAAGCAGAACAGAGACCACGCCCACAUCUUCUAAAACCCUGCCCACCCUCAGUAUACAGUCUCCACCCACUCAGCCGCUGUCCCUUCCAGCUCCCUUAGAAGAUCUGUCUCCUGACAGUAUAGACGCCCAUACGUUUGACUUUGAAACCAUAGGACAUCCCAACAUGGAUCCCGUGCUCCAGCAGGGCUCUCUGGACCUGGACUCCUUAGCCGAGAGCCCAGAAUCGGACUUCAUGUCGGCGGUCAAUGAGUUUGUCAUCGAAGAGAACGUAACAUCACCCAAUCCCAUCAGUGACCCGACAAGUCCCGAGAUGAUGGUCGAGUCUCUUUACUCCUCGGUUAUCAAUGCUAUAGAUAGCAAAAGGAUCCAGGACACGACCUUGCUCGAGAAAGAGAACUCCGUCAUCAUGACCCUCAAGCUGACUGUAGACAAGUAUCGUUCGGCUGCUGAGGAGUCGCAGAGCAGCAUGAGGAAAGUUAAAGAUGACCUGUGCCAUUUCCAGGGACUUGUUUUGAAAGAGCAGCGGGACUUUGGCUUCGCCCUGAAGAAGAUGAGUGCAGAAAUUCACAGGAUAGUCGGUAAUAUUAGACGUUGUCAGGAAGAGGAACUCGGAGAGGCACACCAGAAUGAGCUCCAGAAGCUGAAAGAUGAUCACGAAAAACACGUCCUCCGACUUACUGACGAGCUGGAAGGGAACCACAAGAUCGUCCGGGACGUCCAGAGGGCUAUGCUCGACCUCGAAGGGCUCGUGGAGAGGAAGGAGAAAGAGCUGGCUCAGACGGAGGGUGAGAAGGAGCGUCUGCUGCAGGAGAUGCGCAACAGCCACCAGCAGGCUGUCCAGGAGUUGGAGAGGAGUCUCUCCGAGCGCAGCAAGGAGCUUCAAGACGCCCUGCGUUCCAAAGACGCGCUUGCCAACCAGCUGGACGGCCUGCGAGUUGAGAUCGAGCAGAUGAUCCGCCAAGAGAUGGAGAACGCAGAGAAGAACCGUCUCCAAGAGUUGGAAGCUCGUCUGAAAACGGAGCAUCUGGCGCAAAUGGAGAUCCUGAAACACAGCAACCAGAGUGCUCUUGACACCCUCACGCUUGAGAACCAAGUCAAACUGAAGGAGCUCGCGGAAUCGCACUUGACGGAACUGAAGGAGCGCGAGUGCCGCCUGAAGGACUACGACGCGCGCAUCAGUGAGCUCGCCGACGCCCGGUGCAAACUCGAAGUGGAAAUGGCUCUGAAGGAGACCGAAACGGAAGACCUGCGCUUGCAGUACGAGGAAGCCAAGAACCAGCAGGAGGAGGCUCUGAAGGCGGAGAUGGAGUCACAGACAAAGGCUCUCCAGGAGCAAGUCGAGGCGCUGGCGCAGCAGCUGCAGAAGAAGAACGAGGAGCACGAGCAAGGCCUCGCCGAGCUGCGCGCUCUCAUGCGCAUCGAGAAGGACCACUGCAUCUCGGAGCUGGUGGAGCGGCACGACGAGGAGAGCACGCUGCUGCGCCACGAGUUCUCCGCACUCAAGCAGAAGUCUCAGGACGCUGAGAAGGACUGUGAGGAACGCCUCCAGGAGAUUCAGCACCAGCUGGACGACCAGCUCAAAACUUUACGCCAGGAACUGGAGGAGGAGCAGAGGGCUUUCAGGGAGAAAGAGCGCGACUUCCAAACGGCCAUCAGCGACCUGCAGGCUGUAAACACGCUCCUGUCCGGGCAGCUGGAGCAGGAACGUCAGGAGGCCCGGCGAACGGCGGAGGAGGAGAAAGAGGCGCUAAAAGACGCCUUGCUGCAGAAGGAGGAACUGGAAGUGAGGCUGUUAAGAAAAAUUAAACUACUUGAAACUCGGCUUGGGGAGCGACAAUCGGCUGACAAAGUUGUUGAUGCUGGAGACGGAGAAGCUGUGGACGUGGCGUUGCAGCAGAGGUUGGACGAAGAAAGAGAGUCUCUGCUGGGCAAGCUGGAGAUGCUGGAGAAGAAGAAGAACGAGGAGCUGCAGAACCUGAAGACCUCGCUGAUCGCUGAGCAGCAGACGAAUUUCAAUACUGUCCUGAUGCGGGAGAAGUUAAAGAAGGAGCAGAUCAUCAGUGAGCUGAAUGAGAAGCUGAAGAAGGUGACGCUGCAGCAGGAGAAAGAUAAGAGCCUGAUCGAGACUCUGUCUGAGGACCGCGCCACCAUCCUGCAGGAGAAAAAGCACCUCGAGGAGGAGCUCAACCGCCUCCGGAGCUCCACCCUCGUCUCCUCCGCUUUCUGCGUGGCCAAUCCCGGCGCUGUUCCCGUGGAGACGCCCGGAGCGUGUGGGCCCGUCCCUGCCGAGGUCCCCGUCCUGCCUGCGCUGGAGUCCGAGCGGCUGGGGUCUGUGGCUGCGCUGCGAGACGAUGACAGAGUGGACUCUGCUGUCGAAGCGAGCAUGAUGACCGUCCAUGAUAACACGCUGAUGCUGUCGGAGGAGAAGCAGCGGAUCCUGAUGUUGGAACGAACUCUACACAUGAAAGAAGAGGAGAACAAGAGGCUCAGCCAAAGACUGAUGUCACAGAGCAUGUCCUCUGUGUCCUCAAGGCAUUCAGAGAAAAUCGCCAUUCGAGACUUUCAAGUCGGCGAUUUGGUCCUCAUCAUCCUGGACGAGCGGCACGAUAAUUACGUGCUGUUCACGGUCGGCCCCACUCUCUACUUCCUGCACUCGGAGUCUCUCGCUGCGCUGGACCUCAAGCCGGGUCUGCGCACACACACCGAGCACUGUGACAUCUCGCACCUCUGUUUGAAAAAGAUGCUUGUUUCUGUUGUAGCCUCUGGAGCGACGAGGCGACCCUGGGUCCUCGGGAAGGUCAUGGAGAAAGAGUACUGUCAGGCAAAAAAGGCACAAAACCGCUUCAAAGUUCCUUUGGGCACCAAAUUCUACCGAGUAAAAGCCGUGCCAUGGAAUAAGAAGGUGUAAAUUGUUUUAAAAAAAAAAAAAAAGAAAGCUAGAAUGUUUAUAUUGCUCUUUUUUUUUUUUUGAUGGACAUCUUAUGACUCAGAAUUGUUUCAUACCGGAAAGACGAACCGUUAUCACCAUUUCUUUAUUUAAUUUUCUGUGACAACCCAUAUUAUUAUUAUUAUUAUUAUUUUAUUUUAUUUUUUCUUUUAACCUUUGUCUGUUCAGAGGUUUGUAAAUGUGGACCAAAAUAUUAUGACUUGAAUCGGGCAAGUCUGUAAAAUGGGGGGGGGGGGGGGAAUCUAUUUGGAGGAUAUAUAUCUAUAUUAGUUCAUUAUUAUUAUUAUUAUUAUUAAUAUUUUGUUGAGUUGUGAGGAAAAGAGCAUUCUGCAAACUAUCAUGAUGAAAUAACACGCGCAAGGUUUUAAAGCUACACAUUUAUUGUAAACGUUUGGAGCGAAUGCUCACGGCAUGCACAAACAUUUUCUUUAACUCUGGAUGUGUCGUAAUUGGACAUGUAGGUCUAAAUAAAUGUCACACAGUGACACAGGACCCCUUUCAAGCUUGCUUUUUUUUCUUUUCUUUUUUUUUCCUUUUUUAGAUCUUUUAAAAAAAAAAAAAAAUAACAAUAAUGAUUAAAUAAUGUACUUUUGGAGACGUGUCGAUCCAAAAGGGAAGCAGUUGUGCUGGCGUGAAAACGAGCGCAAAAAUGAAAAUAAUUAGCAGCACAUAUCUUCCCACUGUUGGAGAACGUCAGCGUGUCGAAACGAAAUCCUUCCUGUUCGUCGAUGUGUGUUAGAUUGUCUUGGAUGAAAUCAUGACAUUGUAUAUGACAUUAUUCAUCAAGUUGCACAAGUUAAGAGGAAAAAAAAUGACUGUAUUGUAAAAGAGUUUUCAAACAAUAAAGGUUUGAUCCCA